ACCUUGGCGUUGUUACCUCCCAUCAUUUCUAAAGAAUUAAAAAUGUAAAAGAAAUUGUGUAUAAAGGGUGAUUCAGGUCGCUCGUGACAGCCGGCAUGGCCUGGCACGUAUGCAUUUCUCAUGUAAAAUUGAUUCGAAAAUGUUAAUAGCAAAAUGUUGAAGAGUCAAGAGUUUUUAAAUGGUGAGCGUUUUAAAAUAUUCAACCACAAAGUGUGAUGUUUGCGCUGUUAAGGCAACCGCAACCAAGCGAUUUCUUCACUGUAUUUUUCACCUUUGCUCUCAUAUUGUAAUUUGGAUUUUUGUUCAUUUUAUUUUCUGAAUAAGGAAUUAUUAUUUAUAUUAAGUAAUGCAAAUUUUAAAUGUAUGCAGGUAAAGACUUACAACGAUGAAUAUAUUCCUUCAACCGCAUCCAGUGCUGGCUUCUUCGGUGUUAGCUGAAAAAAAUAAAUCUGACGAUGGCAACAAGACUGAUCUCGUCACAACCGUUGUCAAUGUUUUAGGAAUUAAAGACGUUGUUUCGAUUAAUCUUAAUAUUACCUUAAGCGACUUAGGUAUGAAUUCGUUAAUAGGAACAGAGAUAAAACAGACUCUUGAGAGGAAUUAUGACAUCGUAUUAUCGGUGCAAGAAAUCCAUGCUUUAACCAUUACGACACUGCAAAAAUUAUCUUCGACGGAUAGCGAAUAAGCUUUACUUGAUAUAACAAAAAUAUAAAAACUAAAUAUUAUACUGUAAAGCUAUACAUUAUAUUGUAAAACUAUACAUUUUUACUAGUUUAUUCUUGCAAAUUAGAAAAUAUAAAAAAAAUAAUAUAAUCCAAAUUGCGGGGUGUGAGUGAUACGUUCAAAACAUUGUAACUUUUGAAUUAAUCAAUAAAAUUUAAUAAAUUAAUAUUGGGAAAUAUCGUUUAAGAUUUAUAUUUCAAUAAGAAAAGU
Solenopsis invicta (red fire ant) is the source of this 933-nucleotide messenger RNA. Its product is annotated as fatty acid synthase-like. NCBI's taxonomy places the organism in Eukaryota, Metazoa, Arthropoda, Insecta, Hymenoptera, Formicidae. The coding region runs from base 386 to 685 and encodes 99 amino acids. The transcript has a single exon. The record is from RefSeq and is a predicted model, not a curated record.